UAUAAAGGGCCCCGAGGCAGGGGAGCGAGCACUCGCUGCUGCUGCUGCUGCUGCGCUGCCGAGCCGCCUCUCUCUGCACCUCCCGCCUCCAGCAUGAGCACCACUGUCAGGCAAUACUCCUCGUCCACCUCCCUCAAGGGCUUCGGGAGCCUGGGGGGAGGCUCCAGCAGGCUCUCCUCCGUGCGGGCUGGGGGAGGAGGGUACCGGGCCCCCAGCGUGCACGGGGGCUCCGGCAGCUACUCCGUCUCUUCCCGCGUGGUCUCGGGGCUCGGCAGCGGCUUUGGGGGCAGCUACUGCAGCAGCGCAGGAGGGGCCCUGGGCGGGGGCUUUGGGGCCAGCUAUGGGGCCGGCUUUGGGGCCGGCUUUGGAGGCUUUGGAGGCUUUGGAGGCGGCGAUGGCAUCCUGCCGGCGGGGGAGAAGGAGACCAUGCAGAACCUCAACGACCGCCUGGCCAACUACCUGGACAAGGUGCGAGCCCUGGAGGAGGCCAACACCGACCUGGAGGUGAAGAUCAGGGAGUGGUACAAGAAGCAGGCACCUGGUCCUGACCGUGACUACAGCCCCUACUACAGGACUAUCGAGGAGCUCAGGAACAAGGUGCUGGUGGCCACAGUGGACAAUUCCAACCUCCUGCUGCAGAUUGACAAUGCCAGGCUGACAGCAGAUGACUUCAGGACGAAGUUUGAGUCGGAGCAGGCUCUGCGCAUGAGCGUGGAGGCCGACAUCAACGGCCUGCGGCGGGUCCUGGACGAGCUGACCCUGUCCAGAGCCGACCUGGAGAUGCAGAUUGAGAACCUGAAGGAGGAGCUGGCUUAUCUGAAGAAGAACCACGAGGAGGAAAUGACUGCCCUGCGUGGGCAGGUGGGUGGGGAGAUCAGCGUGGAGAUGGACGCUGCUCCUGGCAUCGACCUGACCAAGAUCCUGGCGGAGAUGCGGGAGCAGUACGAGAGCCUGGCGGAGAAGAACCGCAGGGACGCCGAGCAGUGGUUCUUCAGCAAGACGGAAGAGCUGAACCGGGAGGUGGCCAUCAACACGGAGCAGCUGCAGAGCGGCAAGACGGAGAUCACGGAGCUGCGGCGCACGAUCCAGAGCCUGGAGAUCGACCUGCAGUCGCAGCUCAGCACGAAAGCGGCGCUGGAGGGCACCCUGGCCGACACCGAGGCGCGCUACGGCACCCAGCUGGGCCAGCUGCAGAUGCUGAUCACGGGCGUGGAGGAGCAGCUGGCCGAGCUGCGCUGCGACAUGGAGCGCCAGAACCACGAGUACAGGGUCCUGCUGGACGUCAAGUGCCGCCUGGAGCAGGAGAUCGCCACGUACCGCCGGCUCCUGGAGGGAGAGGACGCCCACAUGUCUUCCCACUACACCUCGCAGCCUGUGAAAGAAGGGCCAGUGACCACCCGCCAGAUCCGCACCAUCUUCGAGGAGGUCCAGGAUGGGAAGGUGAUCUCCUCCCGGGAGCAGAUCACCCAGGCUGCCCACUGAGGCACUGCCUGUUUUGCUGCAAACCUCGCCCAGCACAGCAAAGCAGAUCCAAGCUGAUGUGUUCUUGCCAUAUGGAUCAUCAAAAGCACCUUCUCCCACUAUCACCCCCUCCUUACCCUCUCUCACCCUUCUCUCAGCUCCGUGCCACACACAGAAAUCAAAUAAAGCUUCUCUUUGCAGUCCUGCA
Molecule: messenger RNA, 1669 nt
Organism: Haemorhous mexicanus (house finch)
Lineage: Eukaryota; Metazoa; Chordata; Aves; Passeriformes; Fringillidae
Product: keratin, type I cytoskeletal 14-like
Exons: 8
Coding region: 94-1482 (462 amino acids)
Cellular component (GO): keratin filament
Molecular function (GO): structural molecule activity
Source: RefSeq, a predicted model, not a curated record